Messenger RNA from Diatraea saccharalis (sugarcane borer), 1084 nucleotides. The record is from the annotation of a GenBank genome assembly. NCBI's taxonomy places the organism in Eukaryota, Metazoa, Arthropoda, Insecta, Lepidoptera, Crambidae.
UUUUCUAAAAAUGUUCUUAAGACACAAAUGCAGAUUCAGAUACCUUAUGAGAUAUUGUUAUAUGAUAUUGUUAGUUACAAUUAAAAAAAAAAUAUUUCAAGCAAAAUAUAUUAUCUAUAUUUAGCUGUAGUACCGUCUAGUUUAGAAGCCCACAUAAUGCUUUAACAUAAUUUUUAAUACUCGUUCAAGAAAAAAAAGAUGAAGUUGAGAAGUCAAUGGAGAUUCUCGAAGAUGCUCUGGUACACUGCAAAUUUGGCCGUUUCCACAUCAGACUUCUCCUUACCACAAUGGCUGCUAGCUGUGCUUCGAUGAUGGUAACCACAACCAGCUCUUAUAUUUUGCCUAAUGCUGAAUGUGACCUCAACAUGACCAUCAUAGAGAAAGGACUGUUGACUUCUAUGCCGUUUUGUGGUCAAGUAAGCGCAUCGUUAUUUGCUGGAUUUAUGACAGACGCAUUUGGUAGGAAAAUGUUCCUAAUUGGUGGUUUAUUAGGAAUAUUUGUGUCUUCAGUAAUCGAAGGUUCUAGUCAAAAUUUCUGGAUGUUAGCUGUGGGCAAACUGUUUGAAGGCGUUUGUUCAUGUUUCUGUUAUACAAUACCAUCGGUACUGUUAUCGGAACUGGUACACAAAAACGUUAGAAAUAGAGUAUUACUUCUAUUUGCAUCAUUUACUUCUAUAUCACUGAUAUUGAUAGCUUUGAUAUCAUGGGGUUUGUUGCCUUUGAACCUAAAGAUUACGCUAAUAGAAGGAUAUUUUGUGUUGCAUUCGUGGAAUAUAUACUUAUAUGUUUGUUCGUUAUGCAGCUUAAUAGCUGCAAUAUCAUAUUACUAUUUGCCAGAGAGUCCAAAAUAUUUACUUUCACAUGGUCAAGAAAACGAAGCAUUGGAAGUAUUGAAAGAUAUAUACAGCUCUAAUACAAGAGAGAAUAGAAACUCUUUUCCAGUGAGUUUUCAUUGCAUUAAAUCAAAAUAGAGUUCAUGUUUUUAAUUAGCGUUUGUUUUUGAACUAGGUUACCUGCAUUUCAGCAUGCAGUGCGACUUUUCUGAAAUUUUCCGAUGGUUGUUAAUUAAAAAGUAGCAUUUAAG